AGAAAUCAAAUCGCGAACCGACCCUCGUGCUCCUCCGACGCCUCAGCAACUGUAACCGCAACUGCAUCCGCGGCCCAGCCCCAAACCCUAGCCCCCUCCACCACCACCACCACCACCGCCAUGGCCGACCCAUCCGCCGCCGUCGCCGUCGCCGCCGCCGCCGAGCCUACGUUGCUGCCCCCGCCGGACACUGAGGAGGCCGCGGCGGUGGCGAAGAGGUGGCCCGGGUGGCCUGGGGACAGCGUGUUCCGGCUGGUGGUGCCGGUGCUGAAGGUCGGGAGCAUCAUCGGGCGGAAGGGAGAGCUCAUCAAGCGCCUCGUCGAGGAGACCAAGGCCAGGGUCCGCGUCCUCGAGGGCCCCGUCGGCGCCACCGAGCGCAUUGUUUUGGUGUCUGGAAAAGAAGAUCCAGGCUUGGAGCUGCCUCCAGCUAUUGAUGCUCUGAUGAGAGUUUUUAAACGUGUCAAUGGAAUAACAGAUGGAGCUGCUGAGGGUACUCAGGCAGCUGCUGCACCUGGUGUAUGUGCUGCCCGAUUGUUGGUUCCUGGAGCUCAAGCAAUUAAUCUAAUUGGGAAGCAAGGUGCCACAAUCAAGGCAAUCCAGGAGGGCACGGGUGCUACAAUACGGGUUAUAUCAGUAGAUGAACGAGAGCGACCAUUCUAUGUAACUGAAGAUGAAAGGAUAGUUGAGAUACAAGGUGAAACGGAGAAAGUUCUAAAAGCACUUCAAGCAGUUUCUAACCAUCUGCGGAAGUUUUUGGUUGACCAUAGUGUACUUCCAUUAUUUGAAAAGACUAAUACCACGGUGAGCCAAGAUCGCAGUGGUGAUGGCUGGAGUGAUAUGUCACAUCCUUCAAUUGGUUCUGCACAGGUCAAUCAACCACCUUCAGUAGUUGAUGAAUACAGUCUUCCACUGAAGAGGGAUCAUUUGUUUCUUGAACGUGAACCUUUGGUAGAUCAUAGCAUUCAUCGCUCAGGUGUAUCACUUUAUGGGCGGGAUCCUGCCUUGUCAACACUGCGACCCUCUGGGAUGCAUGGUGCUGGCCCUCUAGUUACACAGAUAACUCAGACCAUGCAAAUCCCACUUACCUAUGCAGAAGACAUUAUAGGAGUUAAAGGAGCAAAUAUUGCGUACAUACGAGCUAAUAGUGGGGCUGUUGUCACAAUUCAGGAGAGUUUCGGUAGUCCUGAUGAUAUUACUGUCGAAAUAAAGGGGACAUCGUCGCAGGUACAAGCCGCCCAACAGCUCAUCCAGGACUCGUUGGCUGCACACCGAGAACCUGUCAGAAGCAGCUAUGUAGGAGCAGGAUUAGAUCCAGUGUAUAGGUCCAGCUACUCACAAUAUGGCAGCUCCACCUAUCCAUCGUCAUCGCUGCCAUCUUAUUCUAGCACCGAUGACGGUAGGUAUCCAUCUUCAGGCCUGGGCGGGUAUGGGUCGAGUUACCGGUACUAGUAGCAGUUCAUUAUCAGGCUUAAAUGCUUGAUGGCACCCUUUCUAUGUUCCUGGGUAACCAUUGUACAAGUCAGCAAGUUCUCUGAUUAGUGUGCUUCGAGGCGGGAAUCUGGUAGAUCAUAUUGUAUCUCAGUACGCAUUUUGGAUCAGCUUAUGUUGUUAGAGUGAUAAACAGAUGGUUUAUAGAUUUUCGCUUCUUUGGAAUUGAAAUCUGUACCAGUUCUCCGUA
Molecule: messenger RNA, 1678 nt
Organism: Phragmites australis (common reed)
Lineage: Eukaryota; Viridiplantae; Streptophyta; Magnoliopsida; Poales; Poaceae
Product: RNA-binding KH domain-containing protein PEPPER-like
Exons: 6
Coding region: 121-1449 (442 amino acids)
Biological process (GO): regulation of gene expression
Cellular component (GO): nucleus; cytoplasm
Molecular function (GO): mRNA binding
Source: RefSeq, a predicted model, not a curated record